Molecule: messenger RNA, 1614 nt
Organism: Talaromyces marneffei
Lineage: Eukaryota; Fungi; Ascomycota; Eurotiomycetes; Eurotiales; Trichocomaceae
Exons: 2
Coding region: 1-1614 (537 amino acids)
Biological process (GO): SRP-dependent cotranslational protein targeting to membrane, translocation; SRP-dependent cotranslational protein targeting to membrane
Cellular component (GO): signal recognition particle, endoplasmic reticulum targeting; cytosol
Molecular function (GO): ATP hydrolysis activity; GTP binding; GTPase activity
Source: RefSeq, a predicted model, not a curated record
AUGGUCCUUCAAGAUUUGGGGCGGCGUAUCAACGCCGCCGUGAACGACCUCACGAGGUCCAACACACUGGACGAGAAGGCAUUCGACGACAUGUUGAAAGAAAUCUGUUCCGCCCUCUUGUCCGCCGACGUCAACGUCCGCCUCGUCCAAAACUUACGCAAAUCAAUCAAACACAGCGUCAAUUUCUCCUCCCUCCCCUCGGCUGUCAACAAAAAGCGUCUAAUUCAAAAGGCCGUCUUCGACGAGCUAGUUGCGCUCGUCAACCCUCAUGCGGACCCCUUCAAGCCCAAAAAGGGACGAGUCAAUGUGAUCAUGUUUGUGGGUUUACAAGGCGCCGGAAAGACGACGACAUGUACAAAGCUGGCACGGCAUUAUCAGAUGCGCGGAUUCAAGACUGCGCUUGUCUGCGCGGAUACGUUCCGUGCUGGUGCUUUCGAUCAGUUGAAGCAGAACGCUAUCAAAGCGAAGAUUCCAUACUACGGUAGUCUGACGCAGACGGAUCCCGUCGUUGUGGCAGCGGAGGGUGUGGCACAGUUUAAAAAGGAGCGAUUCGAUAUUAUCAUUGUCGAUACGAGUGGUCGUCACAAGCAAGAAGAAGAUCUAUUCGAGGAGAUGACUCAGAUCCAAAAUGCGGUGCGACCUGACCAGACUAUUCUCGUUCUUGAUAGUACCAUCGGUCAAGCUGCCGAGGCGCAAUCUUCAGCAUUUAAAGCAACUGCAGAUUUUGGUGCUAUUAUCAUCACCAAAACUGAUGGCCAUGCCGCUGGAGGUGGUGCCAUUUCUGCAGUCGCCGCUACGCAUACACCUAUUAUUUUCCUAGGUACUGGAGAACACAUGAUGGACCUGGAACGAUUCGAACCAAAGGCCUUUAUCCAGAAAUUACUUGGAAUGGGAGACAUGGCUGGCUUGGUCGAGCACGUACAAGCCAUUACCAAGGAUUCCGCCGGCGCCAAAGAGACAUACAAACAUAUCUCCGAGGGUAUCUACACAAUCCGUGAUUUCCGGGAAAACAUCACAUCGAUAAUGAAAAUGGGUCCCCUGUCCAAAAUCUCAGGCAUGAUUCCCGGCCUAUCGAAUAUCACUGCUGGUCUAGACGAUGAAGACGGCACUAUGAAACUGCGACGCAUGAUUUAUCUAUUUGAUAGCAUGACAACCGCCGAACUCGACAGCGACGGCAAACUCUUCGUCGAACAACCCAGCCGCAUUGUGCGUGUUGCCUGCGGCAGCGGCACCACAGUCCGCGAAGUCGAGGACCUACUUUCGCAACACCGCAUGAUGGCCGGCAUGGCGAAACGCGUCGGCGGCCAACGCAAGCAAAUGCAGCGGGCGCAGAACAUGCUCAAGGGCGGAAACAAAGAGCAACAAAUGGCCGCUAUGCAGAAACGGCUGCAGUCCAUGGGCGGCGCAGGUGGUGCCGGCGGUAUGGGCGACAUGGCGAAGAUGAUGCAGAUGUUGCAAGGACAGGGAGGUGGCGGUGCCGGGGGUGCAGGCGGAAUGCCGAAUUUUGGGGGCAUGGAUUUGCAGAGUAUGAUGAGUCAGAUGGGUGGGCUUAUGGGUGGUAUGGGUGGUAUGGGCGGUAUGGGUGGAGGUGGUGGUAGGGGACGAGGCCGGUGA